AUGCGCGCGCAAAUGGGAGAGCCUAUCAAGGCAAUGCACUAUCAAAAGGUUAUUCGCGUGGCCAAGCGACUCAAUCUGAUCGAACCCAGUCUACGGCCGGCCGAAGUCAAGAUUGCUCUUCAGGAGUUUUCGCGGGAUAUCAACCCUUUUCUCAACACGCCCAACCCAAUCAUCAUUGACAAGUUUGGCCGUGCCGUCGGAGUGGGCAAGCGAAAGGCCUCUACAGCACGCGCCUUUGUCGUCGAGGGUACCGGGGAGGUCCUGGUCAAUGGGAAGCCACUGAGCGAGGCUUUUGGCCGCGUCCACGACCGUGAGAGUGCCGUGUGGGCUCUCAUAGCAACGGAGAGGCUGGACAAGUAUAAUGUCUGGGUUCUCGUGGAAGGCGGCGGCACUACUGGACAGGCUGAAGCGAUGACACUUGCUGUGGCCAAGGCUUUGGUCGCUCAUGAGCCAGCGUUGAAGACGAUUCUGCGAAAAGCUGGGUGUAUCACCAGGGAUCCAAGAACUGUUGAGAGGAAGAAGCACGGUCACGUAAAGGCUCGCAAGAUGCCGGCAUGGGUCAAGCGGUAG
Metarhizium acridum CQMa 102 is the source of this 570-nucleotide messenger RNA. RefSeq names its product mitochondrial 37S ribosomal protein uS9m. Gene Ontology annotation, biological process: translation. Gene Ontology annotation, cellular component: mitochondrial small ribosomal subunit; ribosome. The record is from RefSeq and is a predicted model, not a curated record. Lineage: Eukaryota; Fungi; Ascomycota; Sordariomycetes; Hypocreales; Clavicipitaceae. Gene Ontology annotation, molecular function: RNA binding; structural constituent of ribosome.